AUGAAUCUCUGUAAUCCUGCGGUCCUAACUGUGUUGUCUGGCUGGAAAACCGGCCCGUUUGGCUGGUACAAGGUAAAUCCCGGUCUCUGUGCCCUGGCAAAGGCUCUGCGCUCUGUAGGGGCCAAGGCGUGUUCGCCUGUGAUCUCCACGUCUCCAUCAGAAUGGGUCUCCUCCACAUCCGAAGGAAUCACGAUCGGAUCCUCCGGUGGCGUUGUGGACCGGGCCUGUCGCCUUUGUCUCAUACGAUGGCGAUUGGAGGACCCAACUAUGAGACUGUCCUCCGAGUCAGAUAACAGUUCUAUCACCGAAUUCCGUCGACUCAUCGGUGAAUAA
Messenger RNA from Ogataea philodendri, 333 nucleotides. RefSeq lists its product as uncharacterized. The transcript has a single exon. The coding region runs from base 1 to 333 and encodes 110 amino acids. NCBI's taxonomy places the organism in Eukaryota, Fungi, Ascomycota, Pichiomycetes, Pichiales, Pichiaceae. The record is from RefSeq and is a predicted model, not a curated record.